CGUCACGUGACCCUCCCUGACUCCUCCCACUCAUCAGCUCGGGGUCCUUCAAGCCUCCCUCGGUCUUGGCUGCCAGUGGACGUCUCUCCUGCGAGCCGACCAGCAGACCUCAGCAUCAGUGCAGAAUGCCACUCGGAGGAGGCAACAAGUGCGGCUGCUGCCAGAAAACGGUGUACUUUGCAGAAGAAGUGCAGUGUGAAGGGCAGAGCUGGCACAAAUCCUGCUUUCGCUGCAUGGUGUGCAAGAAGAACCUGGACAGCACCACAGUGGCCGUGCACGUGGACCAGAUCUACUGCAAGUCCUGCUACGGCAAGAAGUACGGGCCCAAAGGCUACGGCUACGGAGGAGGAGCAGGAACCCUCAACAUGGACACGGGAGAGAGACUGGGAAUCCAGCAUGAAGCAGAAUCUCCACACCGUCCUACCAAUAACCCCAACACUUCCAAGUUUGCCAUGAAAGCCAGCAGCUCUGACGCGUGCCCACGAUGCGAAAAAACCGUGUAUGCGGCCGAGAAGGUCAUUGGUGCCGGCAAAUCGUGGCACAAAGGUUGCUUCCGUUGUGCCAACUGCGGAAAAGGACUGGAGUCUACCACGCUGGCUGACAGGGAUGGUGACAUCUACUGUAAAGGUUGCUAUGCCAAGAACUUUGGUCCCAAAGGGUUUGGUUUUGGUCAAGGUGCCGGAGCCCUGGCUCACUCCCAGUAAAGCCAGGACCCACUCCACGUCUCCGGGUUGUUGGACUGAGCUUCUUCUCCUCCACGUGUGAAACUUCCUACUUGGGUGUGUCCAAGUUCACUUCUAUUGCACCUUCUCUCAGAACACUUCCCUCGGCACAAGACGAUAAAAAAUAUUGACGUUGCACCGUUACUACUCUUGGUAUCGUUAGUGUCGAUUGAUACUGUUUGAGUCAAAAGCUUAGUGGUUAGGGAUGCUUCUUGGUAUCCUCCUGUUGUGUGUAGAGUAGCAUGUUUAACUACUCUCUGUCCUGAUAAUGUUACGUGUAAAAAAGUGUCAUUUCCACGAAGAAGCUGCACUGUUGAGGAAUGUUAGUCACGAGCUCGCUAGCAAGAUGCUACCUUGCUAUUUGCCGAUAUCAGAUGUGCAGACUAGAAUGUUCCGUCAACAUGCAUGAUCAGCAAUAUUACAUGAUACUAUAUUUAAUUGCACAACCCUUCUGUUAAGGUCAAAUGUAGUUCUAGAAAUAUUCAUAAAAAAACACAACUGAUUUUGGAACCACUUCGGAAGAGAAGGUUUGUAAGGUCUAGUGCUGACCACCACUUCACUGAUCCUGACAUUCCUGCCUUGUCUUCUUCAUCUGGAAGCUGCUCUGCUUUAGUGCGUCACAUGUCAGAUGUCAUCUUGGUGACACUAAAUAAAUAUCCUGUGUCAGCACUCUUUUCAUUCCAAGGUUUUGUCCCUUUGUGCUCUUUGGUCUUCCUGUGUGAAAUGAUGCAGCAGAUGGAAAGUACACCACAUGAAACCCGGGGCAGAAUGAUGUUCCUUUAUGUCAUGUUCCUUUACGUCAAAUAGACUUAGACACACAGGGGAAAUUGUUCCACACGAUAGCUCAGGUACAAUGGAUGGAAAGGAUAAUGCACACAAGAGGGUGAAAACAAAAGGCAUAAAGUAGACUAAAAAUGAAGCAUAGUAGCAAUAUAAAAUAUAACAUGUGUAAUAAGUACAUAUUAUAUAUAUAUAGUAUAUUAAGGGCAUACUGAAAUGAUUUUUUUUUAUUUAAAUGGGGAUAGCAGAUCCAUUCUAUGUGUCAUACUUGAUCAUUUCGCGAUAUUGCCAUAUUUUUGCUGAAAGGAUUUAGAGAACAUAGACGAUAAAGUUUUGGUCGCUGAUAAUAAAAACCUUGCAUGUACCGGAAGUAGCGUGACGUCACAGGUUGAAAGGCUCCUCACAUUUCCCCAUUGUUUACACCAGCAGAGAGAGCGAUUCGGACCGAGAAAGCGACGAUUACCCCAUUAAUUUGAGCGAGGAUGAAAGAUUCGUGGAUGAGGAACGUGAGAGUGAAGGACUAGAGUGCAGUGCGGGACGUAUCUUUUUUCGCUCUGACCGUAACUUAGGUACAAGCUGGCUCAUUGGAUUCCACACUUUCUCCUUUUUCUAUUGUGGAUCACGGAUUUGUAUUUUAAACCACCUCGGAUACUAUAUCCUCUUGAAAAUGAGAGUCGAGAACGUGAAACGGACAUUCACAGUGACUUUUAUCUCCACGACAAUACAUCGGCGAAGCUCUUUAGCUACGGAGCUAACGUGAUAGCAUCGGGCUUAAAUGCAGGUAGAAACAAAAUAAAUAAACCCCUGACUGGAAGGAUAGACAGAAAAUCAACAAUACUAUUAAACCAUGGACCUGUAACUACACGGUUAAUGCUUUCCAGCCUGGCGAAGCUUAACAAUGCUGUUGCUAACGACGCCAUUGAAGCUAACUUAGCUACGGGACCUCGUCAGAGCUAUGAUAAAAACAUUAGCGCUCCACCUACGCCAGCCAGCCCUCAUCUGCUCAUCAACACCCGUGCUCACCUGCGUUCCAGCGAUCGACGGAGUGACGAAGGACUUCACCCGAUCAUAGAUGCGGUUGGCGGCUAGCAUCGGAUAGCGCGUCUGCUAUCCCAUCUCAAAGUCCUCCUGGUUGUGUUGCUGUAGUCCGCCGCUAAUACACCGAUCCCACCUACAGCUUUCUUCUUUGCAGUCUUCAUUGUUCAUUAAACAAAUUGCAAAAGAUUCACCAACACAGAUGUCCAGAAUACUGUGGAAUUUUGAGAUGAAAUCAGAGCUUUUUGUAUUGGAUCCAAUGGGGUCCGAAUACUUCCGUUUCAACGAUUGAUGUCACGCGCAUACGUCAUCAUACAUAGACGUUUUCAACCGGAAGUUUCACGGGAAAUUUAAAAUUGCACUUUAUAAGUUAACCCGGCCGUAUUGGCAUGUGUUGCAAUGUUAAGAUUUCAUUGAUAUAUAAACUAUCAGACUGCGUGGUCGGUAGUAGUGGCUUUCAGUAGGCCUUUAAAAUAUACUGUAUAUUAUAUUUGUAUAUAAUAUAUACAAUAUAUAAGUAAUCCCAAUUACUAUGUACAAUAUUACAAUAUAUUAGACUUAGAUUUCCUUUUAUUGUCAUUCAAAUUUGAACUUUACAGCCCAGAUAAGAAUGACAUUUCAUUGCAUUAGCUGGUUGUAGUGCAGGAUAAAAGCAAUAAGGUGCAGAUAUAAAUAGAUUACUGUAAAGAUAAAUAUAUUGCACUUUUGCAUAUGCAUCCACAUUUAUGGAUUUGUUAUUUGUUAUCAUUGUCUUUAUAUUCCAGCCAGUUAAUCUGUUUUUGGGGGGAAUUGAGGGGACUAUUAUGAUGCGUUCAAGAGUCUGAUCUGUUACAGAACCUGGAGGUUCUGCAACGGAGCCUGCGGGACUAGAGUCCAGCAGUGAAAUCAGUCCUUGGUGGGGGUGGGAGGAGUCUCUACAGAUUUUCUGAGCCCUGGUCGGGCAGCGGCUUUUUUGCGAUCUCUCGGAUAGGAGGAAGAGGAGUCCUGAUGAACUUUUCCGCCGUCCUCACCAUGAACGGAUUAACGUGGACCCUGACUUAAAACAAGUUGAAAAACGUAUUCGGGUGUUACCAUUUAGUGGUCAAUUGUACGGAAUAUGUACUGUACUGUGCAAUCUACUAAUGAAAGUUUCAAUCAAUCAAAAAAACUCACCACUCGCUGCAGAGACUUCCAGUCUGAGGCACUGCAGGCUUCAGUCCAGACAGAUGCAGUUGCCCUCUAUAGUGCCUCUGUAGAAUGUGGUGACGCAAAAAGUGCAUGCGCUGCUGAGCUCUUUUUACAAGAGCUCCGAUGUGUAGGAACCAGGUUAUACUGUCAGUUAUCUGCACCCCCAGGAACUUGGUGCUGCUUACUAUCUCCACUGCUGUGCCGUUGAUGAAGAGUGGAGCGUGGCUGGACUGGUGCUUCUUGAAGUCAACGAUGAUCUCCUUGGUCUUGUCGACGUUCAGGACCAGGUUGUUGGUUCUGCACCAGUCAACCAGAUGUUUCACCUCCUCCCCGUAGUCCAUGUGGUUGUUGCCACGGAUGAGGCCCACUACUGUCGUGUACUUCACAAUGUUGUUAGUAGUGGACCUGGCGCAGUAGUCAUGGGUCAUCAACGUGAACAGCAGCGGACUCAGGACGCAGCCCUGGGGGGAGCCGGUGCUCAGGGAGAUGGCACUGGAGGUGUUGUUGCCCACUCUCACAGACUGGGGUCUGUCUGUGAGGAAGUCAAGCAGCCAGUUGCAUAGGGGGGUACUGAAUCCAAGGGGGACCAGUUUGCUCACCAAGUGCUGCGGGAUGAUGGUGUUGAAUGCUGAGCUGAAGUCCAGAAACAACAUCCGCACGUGUGUGUCCUUUCCUUCCAGAUGUUCUAAGCUCAGGUGGAGUGCAGAGGAGAUGGCGUCCUCUGUUGAGUGGUUAGGGCGAUAAGCAAACUGGUAUGGUUCGAAUGUGGGGGGAAGACUGGAGACAAUAUAUUCCUUUACCAGACUCUCGAAGCACUUCAUUAUGAUGGGGGUGAGUGCAACGGGGCGGUAAUCAUUGAGGGAGGAGAUUGUGGGUUUAAUAUAUAUGUAACAGCUGCAGCAAAAUAAGGCAGCAUAAAAAGAGUAGAUCCAGCAGAAAAUAUACAUUACGAACAAAGAGAGGUAGCUAGCAUAGAAGCGGUCAGGUAAUAGCCAGAUAUCAUCUAUUGCUGAUUGGCGAAUAAUUAUACAGCUGGAUGGAGUGUGGAAUGAAGGAGUUCUUGAGUCGAACACUCUGGGAACAAAUCUGAAGGAGCCUGUUGGAGACAUUAAACCCCCCUCCCUCCCUCCGUGGGAGGGAGGCGAGUUGGGUGCCCGAAACCCCCCGCUCGGAAGCGGAUGCCGGUUCACGGUUCCGAAAGGCGAGCGGCCCGGAGUAUGAGCUCCACUGUCCCUCAAUUGUCUGGUGGAGUGGGUGGGCAGGAUUGUCCAUGAUGGUGAGCAGUUUGUCCAGUGUCCUCCUGUCCCUCACUGACACAAACGCCUCCAACUGCGUGCCAAUAGUUUGGCCGGCUUUCUGGAUCAGUUUGUCAAUCCGGUUUAAGUCCCUUUUGCUGGUGCUGCUCCCCCAACAAACCACUGCAAAGUACAGGGCACUGGCCACAACAGACUGAAAAAAGUCCAUUUGACAUAAAGGAACAUCAUUUGACGUAAAGGGACAUCAUUUGAUGUAAAGCAGGGGUGGGCAAUUAAUUUUUACCGGGGGCCGCAUAAGCAAUAUUUCAAUUAAAUUUUGCUCAAUAUUAUUUUUUAUAUACUGUAAGAUAAAUAAUAAUAAUAAUAAUAAUAAUAAUAAUAAUAAUAAUAACAAUUAAUAAUAAUAAUAAUUUCAUAUAACCUAACUUAACUUUAUACAAAAGCAGAUAGCUUUUGAUGGUUUUAUUUUUAACACUGUCUCACUUCCUGAUGUAUAAUACAAUGCAAAAAUGUCAAUUUCUGCACAGGGUUAAUUUCUGUCACUUUAUCCUGCAUUAUCCAACAUUUUUCCCCGUCAGAUUUGGACAACCAUCUGUUGUUGAAAAUCGUUUUUAAUUAUAUUUAUUUUAUAUUGUUUUUAUAUUGGUUUUAUAUGUAAUUAUUUGUUGUUUUUAUUCAAUCAUUGGUGGAGCUAAGGAUAAUAUUUGAA
Molecule: messenger RNA, 5669 nt
Organism: Entelurus aequoreus (snake pipefish)
Lineage: Eukaryota; Metazoa; Chordata; Actinopteri; Syngnathiformes; Syngnathidae
Product: cysteine and glycine-rich protein 1-like
Exons: 6
Coding region: 126-704 (192 amino acids)
Biological process (GO): muscle tissue development; sarcomere organization
Cellular component (GO): Z disc; nucleus; cytoplasm
Molecular function (GO): structural constituent of muscle; actinin binding
Source: RefSeq, a predicted model, not a curated record